Messenger RNA from Nestor notabilis (Kea), 1435 nucleotides. Its product is annotated as S-adenosylmethionine synthase isoform type-1. The record is from RefSeq and is a predicted model, not a curated record. Gene Ontology annotation, biological process: S-adenosylmethionine biosynthetic process. Gene Ontology annotation, molecular function: methionine adenosyltransferase activity; ATP binding. Lineage: Eukaryota; Metazoa; Chordata; Aves; Psittaciformes; Psittacidae. The transcript is spliced from 5 exons. The annotation marks the transcript as partial. Gene Ontology annotation, cellular component: cytosol.
GGUUUGAUGUUUGGUUAUGCAACAGAUGAAACAGAAGAAUGUAUGCCUCUAACAAUUAUUCUUGCACAUAAGCUGAAUGCCAGGUUAGCAGAGUUGAGGCGUAAUGGAGAACUUCCUUGGCUGAGGCCUGACUCUAAAACACAGGUCACAGUUCAGUAUAUCCAGGAGAACGGAGCAGUCAUCCCAGUGCGUGUUCAUACCAUUGUGAUAUCUGUGCAGCAUGAUGAAACCAUUUCGCUGGAGAAUAUGCGCAGAACCCUAAAGGAUCGUGUGAUCCAAGCUGUUGUCCCUGCACAAUACUUGGAUGAAAAAACUAUUUAUCAUCUUCAACCUAGUGGACGUUUUGUUAUUGGAGGACCUCAGGGUGAUGCUGGUGUUACUGGUCGAAAGAUCAUUGUGGAUACUUACGGUGGCUGGGGAGCCCAUGGAGGUGGUGCCUUCUCUGGCAAAGACUAUACGAAGGUGGACCGAUCAGCUGCGUAUGCAGCCCGUUGGGUGGCCAAGUCUCUUGUGACAGCUGGGCUCUGUCGCCGUGUUCUGGUUCAGGUUUCUUAUGCCAUUGGGGUUGCGCACCCACUGUCCAUUUCACUGUUCACUUAUGGAACUUCCAAAAAAACAGAGAAAGAGUUGCUGGACAUUGUGCACAAAAACUUUGAUCUUCGGCCUGGAGUCAUUGUCAGGGAUUUGGACCUAAAAAAGCCCAUUUACCAGAAGACUGCCUGUUAUGGUCACUUUGGAAGAAAUGAAUUCUCAUGGGAGGUGCCUAAAAAACUUGUGUUUUGAUAUUAGCAGCCACCCUUUGAAAACAAAAAAGAAGAGGAGUCCACUAAUUAUGAGGAUGCUUCUGAAAAUCAGAUCUGACAGCUUUGUGUUCAACGAAAGAAUUUUAGAUUUUAAAUGGAAAGAAAGAAAAUGAUAUUUUCUUGGAAAUUGAUUAUUUUUAGCCCUCAGUGUCUUUCAUUAUCUAAGAUAUAAAGGACAGUCUGUUUUUUUUAAUCAGCAUAAGACAACAAAAUACAGUUUACUUUUUAUUGCUGCUCUGUUGGUUCUUUUGAUAAAGGCAAACUAUGACUCAGGUACGCAAACCAAUGGCUGAAUCUCAAACCUUUCGUGGGCAAAGGUGAGACGACUUUCCCAACUCUGACUAAGGAUCAGCAGAACUCUUACUUCUAAUUAAACAAUGGGAAAUUCUGGGGUCCAAUUUCCUUACUGGAGUUUGCAUUGCAUACAGAUGGGGGUUGCUUUGAUGGGAGAAGGCUGAAUAUCACAUAACUGUAUUUCAGCCUCUUUUGUAGAAGAUGUUAACAUAUAUGUAAUAUUUAAAUCACCUUCACUGAAUAUGUGCUGUUACUGUUGUGUUUCAAUUACCCGUGUUUUUGAAACAUGAAUGUUCUCCUAUAAAACAUCAAUCAUUGAAUAAAAAGCUUUUUCCUAC